AGGCGAAGAAGGAGGAGUAAGAGAGGGGGAAAGAAAGAGGAAAAGAGUGCGAGGGAGUGAGGGAGGGAGGAAAAUAAACAACAAAAAAAUGUCCUCUUCCUCCCCCACCGGGCAGAUUGCAAGUGCGGCGGACAUCAAGCAGGAGAAUGGGAUGGAAAGCGCCUCGGAAGGGCAGGAGGCCCCCCAAGAAGUGGCGGGGGGCGCGGCGGCGGGGCUGAGCCCCCCGGCUCCAGCCCCUACCCCACUGGCCUUCUCGCCCGACCAUGUCGCCUGCGUGUGCGAGGCGCUGCAGCAGGGGGGCAACCUGGACCGCCUGGCCCGGUUCCUGUGGUCCCUGCCCCAGAGCGACCUGCUACGUGGCAACGAGAGCCUGCUGAAGGCGCGGGCGCUGGUGGCUUUCCACCAGGGCAUCUACCCUGAGCUCUACAGCAUCCUCGAGAGCCACAGCUUCGAAUCGGCCAACCACCCGCUGCUGCAGCAGCUCUGGUACAAGGCGCGCUACACCGAGGCCGAGCGAGCCCGCGGCCGGCCGCUGGGCGCCGUGGACAAGUACCGGCUGCGCAGGAAAUUCCCCCUGCCCCGCACCAUCUGGGACGGCGAGGAGACGGUGUAUUGUUUCAAGGAGAAGUCGCGCAACGCGCUCAAGGAGCUCUAUAAGCAGAAUCGCUACCCUUCGCCCGCCGAGAAGCGGCACCUGGCCAAGAUCACCGGCCUCUCCCUCACCCAGGUCAGCAACUGGUUCAAGAACCGCCGGCAGCGCGAUCGGAACCCCUCUGAGACCCAGUCCAAAAGUGAGUCAGAUGGCAAUCCUAGCACUGAAGAUGAAUCCAGCAAGGGUCAUGAAGAUUUGUCUCCUCAUCCACUCUCCGGUUCAUCUGAUGGUGUCACCAACCUCAGCCUUUCCAGUCACAUGGAGCCAGUAUAUAUGCAACAAAUUGGAAAUGCUAAAAUAUCAUUAAGCUCUUCUGGAGUUUUGUUGAACGGAAGUUUGGUACCUGCAAGUACUUCACCUGUCUUCCUUAAUGGUAAUUCUUUCAUUCAGGGACCCAAUGGAGUUAUCCUUAAUGGAUUAAGUGUGGGAAAUACACAGACAGUGUCACUGAGCCCACCAAAAAUGGCAUCAAACAUUGUGAACAAUGGUAUAUCCAUGACUGACAUACUGGGGUCUACCUCCCAGGAUGUGAAGGAAUUCAAAGUUCUCCAGAGUUCUUCAGCUAAUUCAGCAGCCACCACCUCCUACAGCCCCAGUGCUCCAGUGUCCUUCCCAGGGCUGAUACCCAGCACUGAGGUGAAAAGAGAAGGUAUUCAAACAGUGGCUUCCCAGGAUGGAGGCUCUGUAGUGACUUUUACCACACCAGUACAAAUUAACCAGUAUGGCAUCGUCCAGAUCCCCAGUUCCGGAGCAAACAGCCAAUUCCUUAAUGGGAGCAUUGGAUUCUCUCCACUGCAACUGCCUCCUGUUUCAGUGGCAGCUUCACAAGGUAAUAUUUCAGUAAAUUCAAGCACUUCAGAUGGGAGCACAUUUACAAGUGAAUCCACCACAGUCCAGCAAGGAAAGGUUUUCUUGAGCUCUCUUGCUCCCAGUGCAGUGGUAUACACUGUUCCUAAUUCAGGCCAGACUAUAGGAUCUGUUAAACAGGAGGGCUUGGAGAGGAGCCUGGUAUUUUCUCAGUUGAUGCCUGUCAAUCAGAAUGCACAAGUAAAUGCAAACCUGUCUUCUGAAACUAUCUCGGGGAGUGGCCUACACCCACUGUCCUCCUCAUUAGUUAAUGUAUCCCCAACUCAGAAUUUUUCCCUGACUCCCCCUACUCUACUAAAUCCCACUGAGCUAAACUCUGACAUUGCUGGUAGCCAGCCAAUGUCUGCACCUGUGGCAAGCAAAUCUACUGUGACAUCUGUCAGCAACACUAACUAUGCAACUCUUCAGAACUGCUCCCUUAUUACUGGUCAAGAUCUAUUAUCAGUCCCCAUGACCCAGGCUGCCCUUGGGGAAAUAGUUCCCACAGCCGAAGACCAGGUGGGUCACCCAUCCCCCACAGUACACCAGGAUUUUGUCAGAGAACAUCAUUUGGUUAUGCAAUCAGUAGCUAACAUAAAAGAGAAUUUCUUAACAAAUUCUGAAAACAAAGCAACAAGCAACUUAAUGAUGCUGGACUCCAAAUCCAAGUAUGUCCUAGAGGGCAUGGUUGAGACUGUCUGUGAAGACCUGGAAACAGACAAAAAAGAGCUUGCCAAGCUCCAGACUGUCCAACUGGAUGAAGAUAUGCAAGAUUUGUAAACUUAAUUUUGUGUUUCCACUCCCCCCCCCCCCCCGCACUGGCAUCAGCAGGCAAAUCUUUCCAUGAAGCCCUGAGGACAUAAAGCAUUUUCCCAUUUAAAGGGAAACACUAGUUUUACAAGUAAAUGCAUUCAAGAGACUUUGGAUUGAUCUGCAUGAAGAUCACAGUUAAAUAUGCAGGAGUAGAACUGCAUUACUGCAACCUUUUUCUUCACAUAUGUUCUCUUUUAAAUAGAUGGAGACAGAGGAACAAAAUGACAUAGAUCAAGAAAUCAAAGUGUAUCAUUUGGUUGACUUAAUAUAAUUCUAAGGUCAGAUGUAACUUGAUAAAUAGUUUUUUUUUAAUUAAAAGUGUAUACACUUAAGGUAGAAAAUUAAAUAUUGCUACAGAGCAUUAGAAACAAUGCAGUUCUUUUUGUUUACUUUUACUCCAUGGGCAUUGGUAAGGUUAAGAAACAUAAAUGGUACUCCCCACUAUCCUAAGGGUAUAUUUUUGAAUAUAUGCUUUUCUGUUUUUCAGCAUUUUUGUGAAAGUCUUGGUUUGUCUCUAUACAUUUCCAAAUGUGAUUGCUAAUAGUUCAGUGUGGCUGAGAAAGUUUGCAACUCCACUAAAAACUCUGAAAUAAACUUCAGUGUGAGUGUAAAUAUAUUAGUCCUAUAAGCAAGGAUUUGAGUAAUUACAAUGAAUUUUAUUUAUGCUGUAUAUGUUUCUCUUAUACUUCAGACACUAUGAACUGAAAAGAAAAAUGUUUUCGUACUGUUUAAUUUAUUUUUAUUGUUUGAACAGGAAGUGAACAGUUAUUUCCAACAAAGUUUUACUUUUUGUAGGAUUUUAAAAGUAAUGAUUUUUAUCAGGAGUCUAUUAAGGUCAAUAUUAAUAACACUGAAACAGGAAAUCUAACUCCCAAUAUUGGAAUUUUGGUACUCCCCCCCCACGUCCUUUUUCUUUAUUUAGCAACUCUCUGAUUCAUUUAAAUAUAUUUUCUAUAGAAUUCUAUGUGCCUUACCUUGUGGCCUUUUUAUUAUUCUUACUAAGGUACAGAAGUGUCAACAGAAGCACUGAUGACUCUUUCCUACUAUCCAACAGGGUUAAUUUCACCACAGAAUUGCUUUAAAUCUGAAGAACUUAAGUUUCACUUAUAUUAUUGUAGAUAAUGUUUGUGAGGCAAACGGCUGAACAACUAAUUAUUAUUGAUACUUUUCAUUACAAUGAAAGUAACAGUUACAGACUACCGGGUAAAACCAAUUCUGCAGGCCAUGAAAACAACCAUUUUAAAGAAAGAAAACGUAAAUUCUAUUAAGUAGAACAUUCUGUCCUGUUGAAACUUAGUUCCAAAUAUUUUGAAACAGGUGUUACAUUAUGACAUAUGACUGUUGUUUGCACUAUGUUAUCAUGUCUUCUUUAAAAGUAAAUCUUUUGGGGUUUCUGUAAGAAGCUUGUUUGAUAAUGUUGUGAGCUGUGGUUACAGUUUUUAUCGGGACUCUGAACACAAGGUGUAACAAUGCAAAUACAUUUAUGUAGUGAGUAAAGUCUAUGGUCUCUGAAAAGCAAGAAAAGUGAGAAAAUAAUCCCUUCAGAGAUGACCGAAAGUUGUUGAACAGGAAGAUGUCACCACAUCUUGCUUUCCUUAAGAUCGGAACAAAGGGUCCACUCUAGAUCUCUGCAUGCCUAUCAGCUGAGCAUGUUGAAUAAGGGCCAUAGAGGAUUUAACUUUUCUUGUUAUUGCAAAUGGAACUUGCAGGCAUAAAUGAAGAACCCUAUGAAGAACUCCUCCCCCUUCAUUUUGAUAAAGAACUUUGAUCCCAUUUUUUAUGAAAUUGGUGAAUGUUCCUAAACUGCUGAAAGUACAUGUGUUUUAUUUUGUUUUGUUUUGUUUUACGUCAGGUGUUUCAGAAUUCUCUUCCACUCCACUGCUACUUAUACAGCUUGUUUCUUUGGGUGUGUGCUGAUCAUGUUACUGAGAUUAAUUACAUGGUUCUAUAGUGUAGUUUACAUGAAAAUGAUGUUUUCCACUUGAUUGCUGUGGAUAUCAAGAGUUUGUUAAUUAUUUUAAAAUACUCAUCCAAUAAGAAAGAUGGGAAGGUUUAAAAGGUUAUAUAUGUUAUAUAUAUAUAACUGGAAAAGUUUUAUGUCUUCCAAAAAUAUAAUAAGCCUCUCUUUUAUUCACAGUUCUUCCUCUUUUCUUCCUUGAGAAAAAGAAAAGAUAGCACAAAACUAAAGGCUUACCUAAGAAACCUAUUCAUAUUCCAACAUGAUGUAAUUAUACCCCUACAAUUACUCCAGGUAGCAACACAAUAUACCAGGUAAGACUCAAUGCACACUAUAAAGAACUUAUUGUUCUUUUCUAUUCUUUCAGUAAAAUAAGGGCCAGUUGGUAUGUAGCCCGUAUAUAUGUGAAUGAAAUAAGAUAAACCCCGUGAUCUCCUUGCACAGAAUUGCAAAUGGUUUUCUGGUUUUGGUUUUGGUUUUGGUUUUGGGUUUUUUGCAACACCAAGGGCCAAACUCAGAACCCUUGGAGUUCAUGUGGCAGAAUUUCUCUCUGACAUAAACCAAUGCUUGAAGAUGCUGCAAAUGACACCUCUAAGGAUCCCCAAAGAGGAAUCAGAAUAGGGGUGAAUAACUCUCCCUGCAAACCCCAACCCCUGUUGCUGGCUGUGGGAUUUUUGGUAGGAGCCUAUCUAUGCACUCUUAUCAGCCAGAAUGUGGCAUUUAGCUCUUAGUUACAUCCAGUAGAGGACAGUCUGUCACUUAAAGAGAAGGUGCAUUUGUUCCUCAAUCAAGCAAGAGCACCUGUCUUAUACUGCUUUAUAGCUCACUUAUAUCCAUAGUAACAAAAAGACUGAGUUGUACACAUGAUUCAGUGCCUUUCUUCUGUUAUGAAAGGCAGGUAGAUGUUAUAGCCAUAGAUAAAAUUCGUAGUUGAAUUGCACACUGACCUUAAAAUCUCCCUGUAUAUGCCCCUGUGUCUUGCAUGUUAAAAGCUGGAUUAUUGGGCAGGUGUUGCAGGCUGCCCUACUACAUGUUAGACAAGUGUGCAUUAGUACAUAACCAGAAGUUCUUCAUUCUUUAAGAUGUUUUUGACAGAUCAUCUCAUCAUAAAAAUAUAAAUAAUUCAGGAAAACUGUGGGGAAAAGAAUUACAUUUUGUAAAAGUUGUUUCAAAGUCUUCCUAGAACUUAGAUGAUAGAACUUAACAGUUAUUUUGUAUCUAAUUGAUACACUUCAUGUUAAUUUAAUAUUAUCACCAUGAAUUUUAUCAAUCAAAAUUAAAUAGCAUGUGACUAUUUUGGCUUUCAGGGUCCUCAAAAUUUUUGUAUUCUUUUGUUGCAUGUACUGUAUGUUUAGAGGCAACCAAUUAUAUACUCAAUAUGGUUUUACUGUGCCUUACACAAAGAGAAAAUCUAUACAGAAUGUAUAUCAUGGGGUGGGGUAACAGAGUCUUUACUGCACUGUUAGGUGAUGGCACACAGAGCAUGUCCAAGAACAUUUCUGUGCUUAAUUACCCAACCAAAGAGAUCUAAAGUAUGUAUGUUGUACUGUAAUAGGGGUUUAUGCCUGGACAAUUGUUUUAUUUGUUUUCUGAAAUGAUGUGAACUUAUUUUUCUAAACACUAUGCUAAAUAAACUUUAUAUUUAUACGUAC
This is a messenger RNA of Vicugna pacos (alpaca), 5920 nucleotides long. Lineage: Eukaryota; Metazoa; Chordata; Mammalia; Artiodactyla; Camelidae. The record is from RefSeq and is a predicted model, not a curated record.